This is a messenger RNA of Amaranthus tricolor (Joseph's coat), 1938 nucleotides long. RefSeq lists its product as uncharacterized. NCBI's taxonomy places the organism in Eukaryota, Viridiplantae, Streptophyta, Magnoliopsida, Caryophyllales, Amaranthaceae. The record is from RefSeq and is a predicted model, not a curated record. The coding region runs from base 183 to 1277 and encodes 364 amino acids. The transcript is spliced from 6 exons.
UUUCUUAGCUUUCCUUGCCAAUUAUAUACUUAAGUGAGUAUAUUUUUUUGUUUUGGAUCAUAGUUGGACUUAAGAGAGUGAGAUUCGAAACGACGGUACUUUUUCCAUCUAAAACAAAAUGAUUCAUUAAAACCCAACACAUAAAAUCCCAGAAAAAUUGAGAGCAAAACUUAUAAUUUGAGAUGCGCAGUGGUUUUUUAUCGCUGAUUUUGAUUCAUCAUCAUCAACAAUGUCUGACGAUUCGCUUUCCUCUUUCAAGCCUCUUAUUACAGGAGAUUUUGGUUCCAAAGAAGUCCUCAUUACUGUUGCGGAUGAUUGUUGUUUUGGUGCUUACUAUGGUCUGUGGAAUCUCCUUUUCUAUGGUCUUUCUCAAGCAAUUUAGCAUCGGCAAGGUUACGAUGCUUACAUUGUUCCCAAAUGUUCAAGUGAGUGAUAAACCAUGCCUGAGGCCUGAUCUUGAAGAUUGGGAAGUUCCUUAUGUGCAUUACCCUAAACCUGUUACUUAUAGCAGGGAGGAAUGUGCAUGUCAUCCUGUCCGUUACUUUGCCAUAUUUUCAACGCAAAGAUCUGGUAGUGGAUGGUUUGAAACCUUGCUGAAUAGUCAUAUGAACGUAAGUUCAAAUGGGGAGAUAUUUUCUGUCAAAGUCCGGAGAGCUAACAUUUCGAGUAUUGCGGAGACCCUUGACAAGCUUUACAACUUGGAUUGGAUGAGCAGUGCUGCCAAGAAUGAAUGUACCUCUGCUGUUGGCUUGAAAUGGAUGCUAAAUCAAGGUUUAUUGCAGUAUCAUGAAGAUGUAGUCAAAUAUUUCACCCAAAAAGGCGUUUCCAUAAUUUUUCUCUUUAGAAGAAAUCUUUUGCGACGGAUGGUAUCAAUACUUGCUAACUCAUAUGACCAUGAUAAGAAGCUAUUGAAUGGGGCUCAUAAGUCUCAUGUUCACUCACCCCAUGAGGCUGAGAUACUCGCAAGCUACAAACCUCACGUAAAUGUCACUACUCUUAUACGAGAGAUCAAACUCGUCCAAAACAUGGUAGCCAAAGCUUCAGAGUACUUUAAUAGCACCCGUCAUAUGACGCUUUAUUACGAAGAUGUUGUCAACAACCACACUUUAUUAGAUGUUCAAGAUUUUCUUAGGAUUCCAAGAAUGAAGCUAACAAGUCGACAAGUUAAGAUACACAAGGGACCGUUGUCGCAACAGGUAGCAAACUGGGACGAUGUUCGAAAGACUCUUAAUGGAACCGAGUUUGAGAGUUAUCUCCAUGAUGAUUAUAGAUUGUAGGAUCUCGGCUUUUGUGGAUGUAAAUAGCUUCUUUUAAUUUAAUUUCACCCUCUCAUAAUUCUUUUGCAUAUCCAGUAGUGAAUGCAAAAAUUUUGGUAGUAGAAAAUUUGUUCUUAGAUUUUGUAGCUGUUGUACUUUCUGAUGAAUGAUUCCAUUCCAUUUGAUUGAACACAAAUACGUGCACUAUCAUUCAGCUGGCCCGGAGCCCUCAUUUUGGUAUGUUGGUUGAAUCACAAACGGUUUAGAGAAAGCAAAUAGUUCCACCGUUGUGGAAUAUAUUUAAACUUAUUUUAUAUAUUGCGGCUAAUGUGUAAGAAAAAAACAUAGGCAAGUGGUCUUGUUUGAAUUGCCUAAUCUCAUAUUUUCAUAGUAUUAACUUUUAUAAUUUUUAGAUGUGCAUAGUUAAUUAUAUGAUUAAAAUAAUAAAUUAAAUUGCGUAAAGUCAAAUGUAGCAAGUAAUAUAAUGGAGGAAGUAUAUAAUAGUUAUCAGAAACAGAAAAUGGAUCAAAAUAGCAGAAAAUGGACUAGUGAGCACGUCUUGUACAAGGCUGUCUCAUAGUAAGACAUUUUCAUACAAGGAGUUUCAAUGAUGAGUGUUAGGCUGUUUCAUAAUAAGACAUUUUCAUACAAGGAGUUUCAAUGAUGAGUGUUCAAAUAUUCA